AUGACCGAUACAAAUUCGACGGCUGCUGCAGCCACCGCUGAGGCAGACCCUGAGCUGGCUUCCCUGGCACACACACUCUCCAACGCAAACCUCUCCACCCAGCCUACAACUGCUGACGACGACGAUGCCAACUCCACCUGGCCCACCCUCUCGCGUCGCGGCGCAGCGGGCGGCACGUCGUUCAAGAUCCCCGAAGGCCUCAAACGCAUGCUCGCCAACAUGUACGACCCCGUCACCAACCCGGACGGGAUCAUCAACGCCGGCAUUGCAGACAACUCGCUCUGCCGCUCCGAGCUGCUCCACUACUUUCUCGCCAAGGACCGCCUAAAGCUCUCCCACGCCGACUUGACGUAUGCCGACCGAUUCACCACGUCUACCCGCCUGCUCGAGGCCAUCUCGGACCUGUUCAACCAGCGCCAGCCCGAUUGGCCGGACAACACCGCCUCGCCGCUGCCGCUCACCAAGGUGGUGCCGGACCACAUUGCGAUUGCGAGCGGCGCGACGGGCAUCUUGGACGAGCUCUUCUGGAACAUCUGCGAUGUGGGCGAUGGAGUGCUGCUGAGCGCUCCCUACUACAAUGCGUUUGACAACGAUUUGACCAAUCGGGCUAAAGCGCAGAUCGUCGAGGUGUCCAUUCCGUUGCCCGAGGAAGGGGGUUCAGAGAACUUGGAGCUGUCUUCUUUCGCGAAGCAGACGGUGGACGCGUACGAGCAAGCUUACCAGAAGGCGACUGCGCAGGGGAUCACCGUCCGCGCGCUGCUGCUGUGCAACCCGCACAACCCCACCGGCACCAUCUACCCGCGCGAGACCGUCGUCGAGCUGGCGAAACUCGCAGGCAAGUACAAGCUGCACUUUGUCUCUGACGAGAUCUACGCGCGCUCGUGCUUCGCCACACGCGAAGUGCCGCAGCCCUCGUUGUUCCACAGCAUCCUCUCGAUCGACACAGCGAACGAGUGCGCGCUCGACCCGGCGUACGUGCACGUCGUCACGUCGGCAUCCAAGGACUUUGCCGUCAACGGCUUCCGGCUCGGCGUGCUUGUCUCGCAGCACAAUCCGGCCCUGCAGCGCGCCAUGAGCGCCAUCGGUCUGCUCUCGCAGUCUGCGUCGCCCGCCGCAUCGCUCUGGUGCACCUGGCUGCGUGACGCGCCCUUCCUGGAGUGGUACCUGCAGGAGAACCGACGUCGCCUGGCCAAGGCGUACGAACAUGCGCUCGCGUUCUUCCAGCACUACGGCAUCCCGUACUACCCGAGCAACGCCGGCUUCUUCCUGCUGAUCAACCUGCGCCGGUACGCUGGCAUCGAGCCGGGCAUGGCCGACACCGACGCACGCGCCAAGGAGGCGCAGCUGGUCGAGCGGCUCAUCGAGGGCGGCGUGCUCAUCUCCCCGGGCACCAUGUACCACCACCCGAAACCGGGCUGGUUCCGGUUCACGUUCAGCCAGGAGCCCAGCACGCUCAAGCUGGCGCUCAGGAGGCUGGAGAAGGUCAUGCGCGUGCGCGAUCCGGAGAGCUUUGAGGCCAGCAGGGACGUGCUGGAUCUGGCCCAGGGCGGCGCCAAGGUGCCCGGCAGCGAGGGUGCGGAUGCGAGCGCCAAGGGCUGGUUCAAGAAGUUGGUCGGAUAA
Molecule: messenger RNA, 1620 nt
Organism: Sporisorium graminicola
Lineage: Eukaryota; Fungi; Basidiomycota; Ustilaginomycetes; Ustilaginales; Ustilaginaceae
Exons: 1
Coding region: 1-1620 (539 amino acids)
Biological process (GO): amino acid metabolic process; biosynthetic process
Molecular function (GO): transaminase activity; pyridoxal phosphate binding
Source: RefSeq, a predicted model, not a curated record